UCUGUCCUUUCCUGCUCCCGCAUUCGUCUGUGCGCAGUGUUAACGGAACCUUCGGGGACAGGUGCGGAUUUUGCAUCUUACUCGGGAAAAAACACGAUUUAAACCGCAACUGAUAGAGAAGAAAACGGAGACAUUUUUUUUUUUCUCCGUAGUGCUAUUAUUUUGAAGGACUUCUUUCCUUGCGCUGACACGAGGGGAAGGCAGCCAACCCUGAUGCCCCCUCCUCCAAACGGGAUAUUUGACCGAUCCAAGGAGUGCUAAUUUGCAUCUUGUCAAUUGGUUACAUAGUAUUUGUGAUCAGUGAGGCUUUUAGCGCUGUAUUUGUGUCGUACUGCUCCUGGCUGUGGGCUGUGGGAGUCGCUUCCAUUGCCAGCGGAUUGUUACAUAACCGAGUGGCUUUAGCUGUCCAAGGUGCUGAAGGAGUGGACGGUCGUAGCCUGAAACGGGACGAGCUGUGGGGGAAUUCACCUUGUUUAGGUCAAGGGCCUGCUGUAGUGGAGACGAUCGGGAGCGCAGAGAAGGAGCCUGCGUAAUUUUCCUGCCGUAGCGGUUGAAAUUAAUUCCUGAGGUGGUCGACUUGACAGAGAGAGAAAAUGUCGGGGCAAACGCUCACGGAUCGCAUUGCCGCUGCGCAGUACCAGCUAACUGGAUCAGAUAUGGCCCGCGCUGUGUGCAAAGCUACUACUCAUGAGGUGUCGCCGCCCAAAAAGAAGCACCUGGAAUACCUGGUGUCGGCCACAAACACCACCAAUGUGAACAUCCCUCAGAUGGCCGACACGCUCUUUGAGAGGUCCACUAAUGCCAGCUGGGUGGUGGUUUUCAAGGCUCUCGUCACCACCCAUCACUUAUGCAUCCAUGGCAAUGAGAGAUUCAUUCAGUACUUGGCUUCCAGGACCGCCUUGUUCAACCUCAGUAAUUUCAUUGACAAAACUGGCUCUCACGGUUAUGACAUGUCAACUUUCAUCAGACGAUAUGGGAGGUAUCUGAAUGAGAAAGCCUUUGCCUACCGCCAGAUGGCUUUUGACUUCACCAGAGUCAAGAAAGGUGCUGAGGGCGUGAUGAGAACCAUGACUACUGAGAAGCUGUUGAAAGCCAUGCCCGUCCUUCAGACACAGAUUGACACGCUGCUUGAGUUUGAUGUCCAUCCAAAGGAGCUGAACAAUGGAAUCAUCAAUGCUGCGUUCAUGCUUCUCUUCAAGGAUUUGGUUAAACUGUUUGCUUCUUACAACGAUGGCAUCAUCAACCUAUUAGAGAAAUACUUCAAAAUGAAGAAGAGUGAGUGUAAGGAGGGAUUGGAGAUUUAUAAGAGGUUUUUGACCAGAGUGACAAAGAUCGGUGAAUUUAUGAAGCUGGCUGAGACAGUGGGAGUUGACAAAAAUGACAUUCCUGACAUUAACUAUGCUCCCAGUAGUAUCCUGGAGUCACUGGAAACCCACAUGAACGGUCUGGAAGAUACAAAGGGAGGAAAGAAGGGUGAAGGGUCUCCAACGAAGGGUUCCCCUACAAACAACGUGUCGCCCACCUCCACUCCAGCCAAAUCCUCAAACGCUGUUCCCGCCCUGCAGCCUCCUCCUGGGGACGGUGCUGCCGCUGCUGCUGCUCCUGCUGCUCCAGAACCAGCCGAAGAAUCUUUAUUGGACCUGGAUCCACUGUCUUCCACAGGCCCUUCAGAACCAUCAGCAGCACCUACGUCAUGGGGAGAUCUCCUUGGAUCCGAAAUGGGCGAUUCGUUGCUAGCUGAACCCGCCCUCGCAGCAGAGCCCGCCCCUUCCCCGGCAGCAGCCACGCCCACACCAGCAGUUGCAGAAGCCACGCCUCUAGCUCCUCCCACUAGCACAGCAGCCGCCACCUCCCCAGGUGCCACCAAUAUGGAUCUGUUGGGAGACACUUUUGCCACAUCUGCUCCUGUCCCUGAGGCGUCAGCUAAUGCAGCUGAAGGCGGAGCUGCUGCCACAUCUGCCCCUGCUGCUGCCUCUGGAGCUGACCCCUUCGCUCCAUCAGAAGGUAGCUCCAACACUGCAUCCACUGGUCUAGACCUUUUCUCCUUGAUGGCAGUGGACUCUGAUGUACCUGCUACUAGCUCUUUGGACGCGUGUUUUACCUCACAACCUAGCCCCUCCCCCUCGCCGCUCUUCAGCUCCGCUUCCACAACCAUCACAACCACUGCCACCAUCUCCGCCCCCAACGCUAACCACUCCGCCGACCUGUUUAGUGCGGACGUGUUCAGCUCCCCUGCCCCCCUCCUCUCCUCAGCACCACCAGCAAAAUUAGACACUGGAGACAUCAUGAACCUGUUUGGUGAGUCCACCGGAGAUGCCCCAGCUGCUGCCCCUGCCCCUGCUGCUGCUGCCCCUGGAGCCGAACUCAUGUCAGUGUUUGAUGGAUUAGGAGAUGUGAUGAAGCCCACUGUGAACCCUCAGGCAGGCGAUGUUGACACCUCCAUGGCUAACAUGGCGAGUAAUCUCACAAUGGGAACAGCCCCUCAGGUAGCUCCCCCCAGUUGGGGUGCCUCCAUGGCUGGUGCACCAGGAGCUCCCAUGAUGCCGAUGGUUAGGCCGGGCUUCCCAGCAGGGGGAGCAGCCCCUGCACCUGGAGCACCGAUGUCCGGAGCUGCCCAGAGUCCGAGAAAGCCGCCUCCUCCUAGAAACGCCCUGGAUGACCUCAACAUUAAGGACUUCAUGUAGGCCAUGAGACAGGCAAUCUCUAAAGGUGGUUGUCACUGUGUAGUUUGUCAAUGUGUAUGGAGCUCUGUGGAUAUGGAUGUCUGCACUUCCCCACUGCCUCCCCUUUGUCCCUUCAGCCAAUCAGCCAUCAUCUAUACUAACUUCACUUUCUGGCUUGGUUAAAAAGCCCUCCUUUUCCUAUCUAAUGUUGUAGCACAACUGUGAAUGUGAAUCCUAGAAACAGAAAACAAAAUUCAGUUUAUGUGUGUGUGGGUGUGUGUAACUCAGUGUUAACCUUUACUUAACAUACUCUGGAAAAUUUAACAAAAACAAAUAAAUGUGUAUUUAGAUCCAUUCUCCACUUCCACAUUUCAGCUGACUUGAACAGUGCAUACUGUAUAUGUUGGUUUUACGCAUUCCCCAGAUGAGGACUGUGUUGUUAAACGUGGACUGUGUUCAGUGUGUGUAACUUCACCUGCCAAGGCCCACCCAGUCUCAAACUUACCAUGAGCUAAGCAUCAUUCAUUCAACUCUGUUGUUCUUUCUCUGCAACCAUUCACCUCCUGUUGACUUUCAAAGGUGACAGCAUGCACUGCAAAUCUGGACUUAUCAAGGAACACUUCUGUGUUCUCAUUUUAUUAUUUUAAUUUAUUUUCAGUGAUUGUUUUUAAAUCUGAGAUAAAUCGUGAACUGUGUUCAAAUUGUAUGCACUGUAGACCUAUUUUGACUAUAGAAUUUACAUAUUUUAUUUACUAUUUAUUUUGAAAUGGGAAAAAAACAUAUAUUUUAGUUACAUCAGCAAUUUAAUGUCAGACAGAAAAGCAAGUAGAUUAAACUAGCAAAUGUCCCUUAUUUGCUAGUAGAUACUUGGAUAACAGAUCGAGUAUUGAGGUUAUCUUACCUGCAGUGUUAUUUUACAUCCUCUGCUGGUUAGUCAUGGUACUACAUUCAUAAUUCUUUUAAGAGACAUAAGAACUGAAGAGUCAGUCUACAUUGGGUCAUUUGAAAGCAGUGGCAGAGGACAGUACAUUGGCUGAAGUCUUGGGGACUCUCACUGUAAAGCACUCAAGUACGCUGGAUGUUCUGUGUAUCGUUUCUUUCCAAAGUGAACUGUAUCUUUACCCAUUGUGGCAUUACAAAGUGUUCAAACAAAAUAAAGAUGAGUAUGAUUCAUAAAAAAUAUCUAAGAAUGUGGACACAUAUUGUUGAAUAUGAAGGCUAUGUUGAGUUUUUAUUCCCAUGGAUGGCAUCGCCCUCCCUCCCCAUCUGCAUGUGAGUCCAAAUGAGAUGCAAUAAAAAAAACAAAA
Messenger RNA from Periophthalmus magnuspinnatus, 3970 nucleotides. RefSeq names its product clathrin coat assembly protein AP180-like. The record is from RefSeq and is a predicted model, not a curated record. NCBI's taxonomy places the organism in Eukaryota, Metazoa, Chordata, Actinopteri, Gobiiformes, Gobiidae. The transcript has 25 exons. Gene Ontology annotation, biological process: synaptic vesicle budding from presynaptic endocytic zone membrane; clathrin-dependent endocytosis; clathrin coat assembly. The coding region runs from base 594 to 2684 and encodes 696 amino acids. Gene Ontology annotation, cellular component: clathrin-coated vesicle; extrinsic component of presynaptic endocytic zone membrane; synaptic vesicle. Gene Ontology annotation, molecular function: phosphatidylinositol-4,5-bisphosphate binding; 1-phosphatidylinositol binding; clathrin heavy chain binding.